AUGAGGAUCACCAUUCUAACACUAACAUGUGAAUUUAACAUUGAAGUGAGUCCCCAAGAAACCAUUCUUCAAAUCAAACAGAAAGUAGAGCAGCUCUUGGGAGUCCCAGUGGCCUCACAAGCUCUCACUGUCUCUGGGUGGGAAUUGGUUGAUGGACUUGAUUUGGAAGACUAUCCAAUUGUCACCGAAGGUACAAAAAUUGAUCUCACUAUACAACACACUCAACCUUCUUUGGAACAUAGUAGCAAAAUCCAAAUUGUUGUUAAAUUUUCAUCGAGAAAGAUUAAUAUUGAGGUUGACACGACAGAGACAGUUCGGAGUUUGAAAGAAAAAAUCCAUAUAAUCGAUGGGACCCCUGUCAAAAGAAUGACUCUGUUCUUUUCCGGGAUAGAGAUGGAGGAAGAUUUUCGCAAUUUGAGUGAGUAUGGAAUUUGUGAAUUUUCUGAAAUCAUCGUGUUUCUUAAAACCAUGAGUCGGUUAGUAGCAGACCCUCCUUCGAGAAAGUUGAGCCUGGUGGUCCAAACUUCGUCUAGUUUGCUUAAUGCAGCUAGCAUUCCUCUGGAAAUGAAGGAUUCGAGUACUAUUAAUGAUUUGAGGGAAUUACUGCUGAUGAGGAAGAUACUUCCGAUGGAUGAUUAUAUAUUUAUUCACAAACAAAGGAUUAUGAGGGACAACUGUAGCCUCCGUUGGCAUGGUGUUGAGGAUGGCGAUUGCCUCUACGUAUUUAAAGGGACUGUGAGUCGAGGUGGAUAUUGA
This is a messenger RNA of Camellia sinensis, 756 nucleotides long. Its product is annotated as Ubiquitin-like superfamily protein. Gene Ontology annotation, cellular component: nucleoplasm; cytosol. NCBI's taxonomy places the organism in Eukaryota, Viridiplantae, Streptophyta, Magnoliopsida, Ericales, Theaceae. Gene Ontology annotation, biological process: proteasome-mediated ubiquitin-dependent protein catabolic process. The record is from RefSeq and is a predicted model, not a curated record. Gene Ontology annotation, molecular function: ubiquitin binding; polyubiquitin modification-dependent protein binding; proteasome binding.